Molecule: messenger RNA, 7129 nt
Organism: Silurus meridionalis
Lineage: Eukaryota; Metazoa; Chordata; Actinopteri; Siluriformes; Siluridae
Gene: acvr2aa
Product: activin A receptor type 2Aa
Exons: 11
Coding region: 1399-2985 (528 amino acids)
Biological process (GO): cellular response to growth factor stimulus; activin receptor signaling pathway; protein phosphorylation
Cellular component (GO): activin receptor complex; plasma membrane
Molecular function (GO): metal ion binding; activin binding; ATP binding
Source: RefSeq, a predicted model, not a curated record
ACACUCCACACCACUCCACUCCAAACCAGCUCCUCCUCAGGACAACACCGGGAUCGGGGCGGGAUUUAAGACAUCUCAGAGCUACCUGAUUGGCUUUUGUUAUUCAUGUAGGGUCUCUGAUUGGCUCAGAAGGCGUGUCAAUCAAACGGAGAACAAACAAUCCGCCCGCCCGGGCUGCCAUCUUGAAUAUACAGUAAUGCCUACAGUGUGAGGCACUUCACUGACGGCAAGCAGGAGAGAGAGCGAGCGCACACACACACACACACACGCACUGAUUUAUCAGAACUCGUACCUUUUUUUAUUACAAAAAAAUGAGGAAUAUAUCUCUCUCUCAUUAUAUAUAUAUUUUUUUCGGGAUAGUCGGACGCGCUAGCCGUCCCUGAAGGAUCCGAUUCGGGCGAACGGACACACGGGGCUUGAGCCGUCGAGAUUUCUCUUCUCGCCGACAUUUCAGCAGCUAAAGGAGCUUCAAGACGAGACGGGACUGGACGAGAAACAGAUUGAUAUACGUAUACAUUUGUGUUUAAACGCGAGUUAGCAUUCGUGCUAUCUGUAUCGUUAUUCUGAGGGGAGACGGGCGCGCGCUCGCUCACUCGCUCGCGCGGACUAUGCGAAUCUGACGCGUUAGCCGUUUUUCCCAGCACACCCCCCCCAUUUUUUUUUUAUAUUCUUAAUUUUUUCCCUCACGUGCUAAAUAUAUUCGAUCGUCGACGUUUUAAUCGAUUAUUCGGUUUAUUUCGAUCUACCUCUGUCCUUUUUGAACGGCGCGUGAACGCGGUUAACUGAUUAAAACAAAAAAAUCCGUUUGGAAAAUCAGUAUUUUUUUUCCUCUGUGGAUCUUCUGUUUAUACGCACAUCAUUUUUCUUUUAGUGGUCAUCAAGUAAAUCAUGAACGCGUGUCGUUUAUACGACGUAGUAAUCCGUCGUUAUGGAAAAACUGGCCCAGAGAUUCGAUUGAGCUGUGACAGUUUUCUCUCCAGUGGAUCCCCCUUAUUUUUAUCUAUUUUUAUUGGAUCAGUGAUUGGGAGUUGAUCACAUGGACCAUUCGAUCGACAAUAAGAUCGCUGAGAAGUAAUCUACUUUUUCUGCUCUGUGAUUUUCGUCUCCCUGCUAAGCUGUUGCUCUUUUUUUUUUUUUUUGGAGGGGGAGAGAUCAAGUGAUCACUCAGGAUCGAUCGAUCGAUCCUUAUUUGGAACGUUGGGAGUUCUUUUUUUUUAUUCCCUCUUUUCAUCCCCCUCUUUUUACUCCAAUCAGCAUGGAUUUGUUUUAAAGUGAAUGGUUUUGUGAAAAAGACUGAGACCAGCCUGCGAUACUGGAGGCCUGUUGGAAUCUAGAGGAAGGGAUCUACUUGGUUUUUGAAAGGACCAGAACAUUUCUGCGGAGAAAUUUUAAUAAACAAUGGGUUCCGCAACAAACCUGGCGUUCGGCGUGUUCCUCAUCUCAUGCUCCUCAGGCGCCAUCCUGGGACGCUCCGAGACACGCGAGUGCGUGCAGUACAACUACAGCCCGAGCACGGAGCAGCAGGGCAACCGCUCCGGCAUCGAGGCCUGCGUCGGAGACAAGGACAAGCGGCUGCACUGCUUCGCCACGUGGCGCAACGUGUCGGGGAACGUGGCGGUGGUGAAGCAGGGAUGCUGGCUCGACGACGUCAACUGCUACGACAGCACGGAGUGUGUGGAGAAGAAAGAGGACCCCGAUGUGUUUUUUUGCUGCUGCGAAGGCAACAUGUGCAACGAGAAGUUUUUCUACAACCCGGACGCUCCGUCUUUACAGAGUAAGACUCCGAUCACCGACCGAAGCAGCGGCGUGUUUAAGGCUACGUCGAACCCGUUCACCCAGAAGCCACCGCUGUUCAGCACCCUCCUGUACUCGCUGGUGCCGAUCAUGGGCAUCGCUGCCAUCGCGCUCCUCUCCUUUUGGAUGUAUCGCCAUCACAAGCUGGCGUAUCCGCCCGUCCUGGUGCCCACGCAGGACCCUGGCCCCAUGCCACCGUCGCCCAUCCUCGGCCAGAAGCCGCUGCAGUUGUUGGAGAUCAAAGCCCGCGGUCGGUUCGGCUGCGUGUGGAAGGCUCGGCUGCUCAGCGACUACGUGGCCGUCAAGAUCUUCCCUAUUCAGGAUAAACAGUCUUGGCAAAACGAGUACGAGAUCUUCAACCUUCCCUGCAUGAGGCACGAGAACAUCCUCCACUUCAUCGGUGCAGAGAAAAGAGGAGCCAACCUGGAUACAGAGCUGUGGCUCAUUACAGCCUACCACGAAAAGGGGUCGCUGACUGACUAUCUGAAGGCCAACGUGGUGACGUGGAACGAGCUUUGCCACAUCGCGCAGACCAUGGCGCGAGGUCUAGCGUACCUCCAUGCAGACGUCCCUGGCCUCAGAGACAGGCACAAGCCAGCCGUAGCUCACAGGGAUAUAAAGAGUAAGAACGUGCUGUUGAAGGCUAAUCUGACUGCCUGCAUCGCUGAUUUCGGCCUGGCCUUGAGGUUUGAGGCCGGCAAGUCUGCUGGGGACACACACGGACAAGUGGGAACGAGGCGCUACAUGGCUCCCGAGGUGCUGGAGGGGGCCAUCAAUUUCCAGCGAGACGCCUUUCUCAGGAUAGACAUGUACGCCGUGGGCCUGGUGCUCUGGGAACUGGCGUCCCGCUGCACAGCCGCAGACGGUCCCGUGGACGAGUACAUGCUGCCUUUCGAGGAGGAGGUUGGUCAACACCCCACUCUGGAGGACAUGCAGGAGGUCGUGGUGCAUAAAAAGCUGAGGCCCAUGCUACGCGAGUGCUGGCACAAACACCCGGGCCUGAGCAUGUUAUGCGAGACCAUCGAGGAGUGCUGGGACCACGAGGCCGAGGCUCGCCUCUCGGCCGGCUGCGUAGAGGAACGUGUCCUACAGGUGCAGCGCCUCGCCAGCAUUUCAGCCCCCGACGACCUCGUCACCGUCGUCACCAUGGUGACAAACGUGGACUUUCCUCCCAAAGAAUCCAGCCUAUGACUAGAGGAGAACGGCGCGUGACGUCACACGGGUGCGAAAGGAAGAAGAAGGAAAAAAAAACCACGCAUCACUCAGAGCCACGCGCUCGGAAAAAAAAUCCCUGGUGAUCGUACUGUAUAUUAGAUCGGACCACGAUCACCGACGCUGGAUUUCUACCAUUUUUACGCGUACGUUUUCAGCAGCACUACGCCGCGAGCGUGAGUGUUUAAAAAAAAUUAAACUCGCGUCACCGUCACGUGGCCUGGCGGAGAGGCCGAACGGGUUGCAGCGCACAUCAGGCGACACACGGUUCGCUUUAACUUUUAGCAACAUGUGAAGACCGGUAUUCCGAUCCUUUGAGAUGGAAAAAAAAGGGAAAAAAACGGUGUCAGUACAGAUGACUACACCUCUUUGACUUAUACGCCAAUACGAAACAGCUUCUGAAUGUCUAGCGUGUCACUGCUGUAUAUUCAAGCGAGAGGGUGAGGGGGAAAAAAAAAGAAAGAAAAAACGAUUUCUCUGGAUUUUUCCCUCCCAGCGUUUUCAGUCAAAUAACCACAAACCUCUCUCUCUCUCUCUCUCUCUCUCUCUCUCUCGACAAGGUAUACCUCAGUUCCUCAUCCUGAUAACACGUUUGUUUUGUAACACUAUUGGGGAAAAAAAAACACAAAGCUUUUCCGCUGACCUGCAAAACGGCCACAAAAGCUUUUUAAUACUUAUAUAUAUAUAUAUAUAUAUAAACAUGACAAUAUGCCAAGAAAAUAUGGCCAUUCAUUAACCAGUGUUUCCUGCCUUCUUUCUUUAUACAUUUUUUUUUUUUUUUUUUUUUUUUUUUUUGCCCUACUGUUUAAGAUGUGACUGUUUUUCUGAACAUUGUGACAAAUUGAUUGUAAGAAAAAAAAAAAAAGAAAAAAAAAAGUUUUCAGGACUUAUCAAAACAAACAAACAAAAAAAAAAAAGAGAGAAGAAAAUCCCUGAAUCAUAUGAAUUCUGUGAAAAUAUAGAAAGCACUUAUAGGUGUUGCAGCGUCCUCACGGCAUCUGACGUGCGCACAUGCCUUUUUUUUUUUUUUUUUUUUUUCCCCGUACGUGGGAUCUCGAGCGGUCGUCAGUCUUUUUAUUAAAUUUUUUUCAGUCUUUUUAUUAUUAUUAUUUUCAAUUCUUUGAUUUACUUAUAAUUGGUCUUCGGAGCUGUCAGGGUGUCGUUUAAAUUUUUUUUUUUUGCUUUUAAGAUAACACUGGUCCUGUUUUCCUUCUUCACACACACACACACACACACACACACACACACACACACACACACACACACACACACCUCAAUCACAAACUUGAUGUAAGUAAAUAUAUAUUAUAUAAACAAGCCUCAGAGGCUACACGUCACAACGUUUGAAUAUUUCAUAUCUCAGGAAGCCUGUAUUAAAUUAUUUUCUUUUUUCUUUCUGUUGGUGCCAUUCCAGUGAUCCAGGUCGUAUUGUGUACUUCUUCUUGACAUCCUUUUAUUCAUCUACAAACUGGAUUUUAAAAGUGACUCUUUUUUUUUUCACACUGAUACCCUUUGAAGUACCGAUCUAUACGAUGCCAUAAGAAAAAAAAAAAAAACAAUCGAGUCUAAGACUCGGACAGGAGUAUUGUGCGACCACCGAAAGGAUUCACGUCGCCGUCACGUUUUAAAAAUUAUUCUUUUUACGAACCCAUCACACACAUUCAGGUCUGCGUGAACCGUAUGCAAGCGCUCUCUCUUUCUCUCUUUCUCGUUCUCUCUUUUCCAGGUUUUUUUUUCUUUUUCUCCACAUUCGUGUGCUGCUCAUUUUUCUGACCAGGUGCCAACGUCGUGUAUAUCAGAAAAACACUUUGCUCAGAGAUCCUCGGCUUGUCCUAGCGCUCCAUCUACCUUCGCAGCUCUGGAACGUUUAUGAGAUUGAACGAUUUAUCUCGCCGCUCGCUUUUUAACGGCCGCGUUAGGCAUUUUUCCGGGGGUAAGUAUUCGUCAGAACACGUCAGGAGAGCUCCUUUUUUUUGUUUUGUUUUCGCCCGGACUCUACACGCUAACCAGGAGCUUCUGUUCAUGUAGUCAGGGGUCUUCGGUGCCACGCAGGGGUGUGUCUGAAAACGGAAAUCAGGAAGGCGUCUGGGUUUUAAUCCCAAUCCAGUCUGAUAGCGAGAGCAAUGCGAUGGUUUGUGUACAUUUUGUUCUCAUUUGAAGCUAUAGACAGUUUAGUCGAUUUGAGAUCUAUCUAGAUGAAUGUGAUCUUUCCAUAGAAAUGUAAAUAUUGUGUGUCAGAAAUGAGUUGUGAAAACGUGAUUCAACGACGGCCCCUUUUUCCUAGCUGUAUGACCAAAAGUUUGUGGACACCCGACUUUAUGUUCCACGUUCAGUCUCCAUUUUCUGUCAUAAUAACCUCCGUUCUUCUGGGAAGAUGUUACAGUAGAUUUUGGAGUGUGCUUGUAGAGAUUGGUGCUCAUUCAGCCAUGUAUGUAGGGUGAGGAGGUCUGUGGUGCAGUCAAUAUUCCAGAUUAAUCACAAAACAGAUCUAAACUCCAUCCCAUGUAAAGCAGAUCUUCAUGGAGCUGGCUUUGUGCACAUGGGGCAUUUUCGUGCUGGAACAGGUUUGGGUCUCCUGUAUAAUCGUGUGCCUCCGAGGUUGUGGGAACAUUUUGAGGAAACACCAAUUAAUCCUGGAAAGGGCAGGUGUCCCAAUACUUUUGGACUAUUGGUUGUAUAUGCCAUGAGGAAUUAUUAUUUUUUUUUUUUUUUAACCAUAAAUACAUUGACCAGCAGGUGGCAAUAAUUACUUUCGAUCUCACUAAUCACAUUUCUCUACAAAGUACACGGUACGUCCAAAAGUAUGUGGACACCUGACCAAAACAAAAUGAGUUUCAGCAUGGUGUUGCUCCUGUGCACAAACAGAGCUCCAUAAAGACAUGGUUGAUGGUGUUGAGGUUGGAGAAAGAGUUUGAGUGUCCUGCAUAGAGCUCUUAUCUCCACAAACCUCUGCAAUCCUACUGAACACCUCUGGGAUGACCUGGAACAUCUGACUGAACCCAGAACCUGAUUUCACCAACACAAAUCCACACUGCCACGCCCCGAAAUCGAGAGGAAAGCCUUCUCAGAAGAGUGGAGCAAACAGAGGACUAAAUCUGAACAAUGAACGUGUAGAUCUGAAGGUCAGGUGUCCACACAAUUUCCUGUUUCAGACACACUCAGGCUCUUCAGUGUUAUUGUGAUGAUUGAAGGCCUGUUAUAUAUCCUGUUUGGAAAGACUGCAAAAAACAUUGAGACGGCUCUGCAUUUUCUCUACUUCUACAUGGGGGUUUUUCUUUUUCUCAACUUCAGAGCAUUAAAUUAGACACUUUAAGAGCCGUCACUUACCCCUGCAACCACGUCCUCGUCCUCCCCCUGACCGUCCCGUCCGUCCCCUUCGUCUCGGCAGGUGACCGGGUCUAAACCAUGCCGAAUCCUAUGUAAAUAUGAAUAAAGUUUUUGAUUGUGGAAAAAAAAAUAGCAUGAGGUUUUCUUUUUUUUUUCUUAACAAAAGCAAAAAACACUUAAUAUUAUUAUGGCAAAAUAAUAAUUUGUUGUUGUGCAUAUAUUUUUUUGUAUAUCUGUAUUUUAGGUUUUUAUUAAUUUAUGUUGCAGCCCAAUUUUUUUUAUUCCAAAAGAAAAAAAAAAGUGGUUCUUGCUCUAUUUAUACAACUGGUCUAGUGAAACACUAAAAAAAAAAAAAGAUGGAUCUUGUCUCUUUACCUCAGACUUCCCGUUUCUCGACUUGACGUUCUCACAACACAAAUAAAACAGUGUAGCACGGCAGACAACAUGGUGCAAGCGUUGUGAAACAUGGAACACUGAAUGGGAAUCGACCAGCAGAUUCUCUCCUCUACUUUUCCUCUUCCUCCUGACUAAACUAAGAUGCACUUUGUGGGGUUUUGUAGUAAUUUUUUUCUUUCUCCCUCGCUCACCACAAUGCAACCGAUCGUCAUCGUCGUAGCGAUCGCAGAUCACCGGUCCACCUCGGGUGCAACUCGACUGUAUUACCUGAAUCACCUGGACACGCCAUUCAAGUAUUCACUGCUCAUAUUCAGGGCCUGGUUGGAAGUUGUUGUUACAUAUUGUACAGAUGAAAAUUUUAUGCUACUCCAUUCGAAUAAAGUAUAGUGACUGCUCUGAA